Vigna umbellata (rice bean) is the source of this 783-nucleotide messenger RNA. The record is from RefSeq and is a predicted model, not a curated record. Lineage: Eukaryota; Viridiplantae; Streptophyta; Magnoliopsida; Fabales; Fabaceae.
CGACGCGAUAGUUGUUGAGCACGUUAAAUGCAACCCUCACAACUUUCAAAAGAUAAAAACUUUGUCUUAUUUUCUCUUUUUUUUUUUUCUACUGCUCCUUCUGAACAAGCCAGCUUCAAUGGAGCAACUGUACUGUGCAGUGAGGGAAGAUGAAGAGAAAGAAGAACAACAACUGCAAGAAGGUGCAGCUUUGAAAGGAAGACAAUCCCUGCAACAGGGAAAAGAUGGUAGUAUUACCAAUGCUGAAGCACCUUCCUUUUUUUCUUCAGUGGGAGAACACUCUUUUCCUCAGAAGGAGGAAGUGCUUCAUACCCACAAAGAACACACAGAACAACCUGUUCAAAAGGUUGAAGAAACAAACAAUGUUGUUGCAGAAAAUGGCAGUAACUUCAACGGUGAUAGUGAAAAAGGUGGGAUCGGAAUCAUAGCUGAGAUUGUAGAAAAUGUCAUAAAUGGAGAGGCUUUAAGCAGUGCUACCAUAAAUGCUGAUGCAUCACACCAUAAGAAUAGUGUUUAUUUGGACCAACAACAAGGAAUGUGGAAAUGUCACCACUGCUCAUGGACCAAGCAAUUUGACAGUCCUUGGAAUUUGCGGCGUGGGAAUCUUAAUGGCUACUCUGACUUGCUCAUGAAUGUUAAAACUAUGAUUCAACAUGGACCAUGUAUUGUGUGUGAAACUAAAGGUCAGUAGGUGCCGAGAUUUCUAAGGCACAUAUUAGCAGUUAGAUCUGAUCCAUGUUGCUUCACAGUCUUCCAAAUUCCAAUGGUAUGGACCUCCUUAUU